UUAUUCCUUUCUUACUUCAUUCCAAACUCUUUCCAUUACGAAGUAUAAGUAAAUACUAAAUAGACCUAAAUUUAUGUAUUCUUCCUACAGUGUUGUCUCUCUGUCUCACCUCAAUACAUAUUAUAUAUAUGUGCAUUACAUGUUUAUUUAUUUAUUAUUCUCACCAUUUUAGCUCUAAUUGGUAAACUUUCCAUGUGCAGCACAUGCCAGCCAAUUCCUUUCAUUGAACCAUUAAAGCUCAUCAACCCAAUAAUAUAUUCAGUCUCACAACCACAACCACAACCACAACCAUAGCCAAUCUCACCUUUCUUCUUUCCUACAUCUUUCUUCAUUCAGAUCUCAUAUGGGUCUAUCUCUAACCAGAAAAACGACAACAAUACUAAUACCAUUGCUGUCGUUCUCAGCAUUCUUCUUUCUCCAAACAGAUCGCAAGAUCACAGAAUGGACUGCUCUUCACUACAUGUCAGUGCUGGCUCUUUUGGGUGUUGUUAUGGCAAUUGGGUUGGGGCUGGUGGCCGCCGCCAGGGCCACCAUGGUGACGUGUAUCACCGUCUUAGUGCUUCUGACCGUCGCCGGGAACCGCCGCCGGGUUUUGGUCAAACGGGGGAGAAAGAUCACCAAUGAUGUGGCAAUGUUCUUGGUUGGAGUUUUGGUCAAAGACAAGGGCUUUGUUGCUGUGGCUUGUGCAACCCUUUUCAGCAUCAUGGCUCUCGUUGGCAUCAUCAUUUGAUUUCAUAAUAAGCUUGAAAUGUUAAUAGCUUCAUUUUCUUUUUUGGUUGUAAACUAUAAAGAAAUGAAUUAAGGUGGUUUUUUUUCAAUCUUAAUUUUCUAGUUUUUCUUUGGAUUUUUGGAGAUGAUUCUUGAUACGGUUCAUUUGGAUUUUACUUUAUAUAUUAAAUGUACAAAUAUGAAAAAUCACCUUGUGAUAGCAUUGUAUAAUAUAUUAUGUUCAUUAAUGUUUAAAUAA
Humulus lupulus (European hop) is the source of this 967-nucleotide messenger RNA. RefSeq lists its product as uncharacterized. Lineage: Eukaryota; Viridiplantae; Streptophyta; Magnoliopsida; Rosales; Cannabaceae. Bases 344 to 730 code for a protein of 128 amino acids. The record is from RefSeq and is a predicted model, not a curated record. The transcript has a single exon.